AUGAGCUGGGCUUCCAUAGCCAAGAAAGCGGCGCCUGCAAUCCCCAGCACCGACAUAGGCCCGGACGAGUCGGUGGAUGUGGCGGUGCUGGAUGCCAAUGCCAUCAUCUCGGGGCAGGGGCUGCUCCUCCUGGCCAAGCUGGCCAACCGUGCAGUGACCACUCCCGAGGUGCUUGCGGAGGUGCGUGACAAAAAGUCACGUGCCACCCUGGAGGCUCUGCCCUACACCCUGGAGGCAACAGAGCCUGCUGAGGAGGACGUCAAAGCGGUGCUGCGCUUUGCCCGGGCCACGGGCGACGCGCAUGCCCUGUCCAGCGCCGACGUGCGGCUGAUUGCCCUGACCCGCAUGCUGGAGAUCGCGCGCCACGGCCCCAGGCGCGUGCGGGACCUCCCCCCCCCACUCAAGAUCGUCUCUCGGCGCGUGAAGGAGACGCGCACGCUGCCCGGCUGGGGCGAGGGCGGCGAGAACUGGGCGGAGAUGGAGCGCCUGAACGCCGCCGAGGAGGCCGCCGAACAGGAGGCGCUGGCCGCCGCGGCGGGGACGGGCAGCCAUGUGGCCGCCCAGAUGCAGGCGCUGGCGCUGGAGGAAAGGGAGACCGCGGACGGCGACACUGAGGCCGCUCGAGCGGCGCGGGCCCUGGCCGAGGCGGCCGUGGCGGCGGGCUCCAGCAGUGGCGGCGACGACUCCUCUGACGACGACGGCGACAGGGAGGACGCCGAGGAGGGCGACCAGAGCGGGGACGAUGCGGGCCCCUCCCCCGCCGCCGCCUCCUCGGUCUGCGUCCUGACCGCCGACUUUGCGAUGCAGAACGUGAUCCUGCAGAUGGGCCUGCGGCUGGUCACUCCCGACAACCGCCGCGUGACGCGGCUGUCGCGCUGGGUCCUGCGCUGCGGCGCCUGCUUCCAGGUGUCCAAGGAGGUGGGCCGCGUGUUCUGUGCGCGCUGCGGGAACGCCGCCAUGGAGCGCGUCCACGUCAGCGUCUCGCCCGAGGGCGUGGAGCAGUACGGCGUGCGCAAGCGGCACGUCCUGCGCGGCACGCGCUUCGCGCUGCCCAAGCCGCGUGGCGGGCGGGCCAAGGACGUGAUCCUGGCCGAGGACGUGCUGAUGCAGCGCACGGGGAAGGCGCGGCGCCGCGCGGCGCGCAAGGCGGAGGGCGAGGUGGAUCCCUUUGCGGCCGAGUACACCACCGACACCUGGCACCAGGCUGCGGGUCUGGGGGCCAUGGCGGACAAGGGCGCGGCCGCGCUGCUGGCGGGCUGGAAGCACAACCCCAAUGAGCGAAAGCACGUGGCCACCAACCGCCGGCGCAAGUAG
This is a messenger RNA of Auxenochlorella protothecoides, 1314 nucleotides long. RefSeq names its product RNA-binding protein NOB1. The transcript has 3 exons. The record is from RefSeq and is a predicted model, not a curated record. Gene Ontology annotation, molecular function: RNA endonuclease activity. Gene Ontology annotation, cellular component: preribosome, small subunit precursor. Gene Ontology annotation, biological process: maturation of SSU-rRNA; ribosomal small subunit biogenesis. Bases 1 to 1314 code for a protein of 437 amino acids. NCBI's taxonomy places the organism in Eukaryota, Viridiplantae, Chlorophyta, Trebouxiophyceae, Chlorellales, Chlorellaceae.